AUGUCCAUGCUCUGCUCUCCGGUCAUUACUUGUGUUUAUGUUCGCGAACUACCGGACGUUGACAAAUUCGUGACUUCCUUUAGUACACACUACCAAAUCAUCGGAUAUAUAGUGCUCCUAGUUUACAAGGCAGUUUCCUUCACGAAGUUUGGUUUACUUCACAUAGUACGCUCGGAACAAUUUGAAAUGUACGCUCCUAACAAACGUCUUCGACGUCAGAGAGGAAAGGAUUUGGUUUUUAGUGACAAAACUGAAAAUCCCUGUGAUGAAACAGGCCCAAUCAUCCUUCUCAACACGGUUACGAACCACAUUGGCAAGCCGGCCUCCCUUUUGAAAGAGAUUGCCUUUGUUGCGGUAGUUUGCUGUGCUCAACUGAUGACACAGGCCGGUUUGGCGCAAGCUAUUGCACCCUUGGACAUUAUCGGCGACAGCUUUGGAAUCCAAAGCCCUGGAGAGCUAAGCUGGUUUGCGGCAGGAUAUUCCCUGACGGUCGGAACCUUCAUUCUAAUUGCAGGCAGAUUGGGUGACCUAUAUGGCCACAAAAAAUUGUUUGUCCUGGGGUUUUUAUGGUACUCACUCUGGUCUCUCUUGGCAGGUUUUAGUGUAUACUCUAACCGGAUAUUUUUCGACUGCUGUCGUGCAUUUCAAGGCUUGGGACCGGCCCUACUGUUGCCUAAUGCACUAGCCAUUUUUGGACGAAUUUACGAGCCGGGCCGUCGCAAGAACUUCAUAUUUAGCCUCUUUGGGGCAACCGCCCCAAGUGGCUUUGUUUUGGGAGCCACUUUCUCUUCCAUAUUCAGCCAGUUGCUGUGGUGGCCAUGGAGUUACUGGGUAAUGAGUAUUGCGUGUUUAGCUCUGGCCAUAAGCGGCAUCGUCGUCAUCCCCCACACACCGUCCCCUAACAAGGUGACCUCCGUGGUCAAGCAGAUUGACCUUAUGGGUGGGGUCACAGGAGUUAUUGGACUGAUCUUGGUGAAUUUUGCCUGGAAUCAGGGACCUGUCGUGGGAUGGCCCACCCCGUACACUUAUGUGUUAUUAAUCGUGGGUAUUCUUUUUCUCGUGCUAUUUGCAUUCAUUGAAUCCAGGGCUGAGUACCCACUGGUCCCCCUGCAGGCGUUAUCGAGAGAUUCUAUAUUUGUGCUUGCAUGUGUUGGUACUGGAUGGUCUAGUUUUGGAAUUUGGCUUUUCUAUUUGUGGAGGUUCUUGCAAGGUUUAAGAGGAGUGACGCCACUUUUGGCCAGCGCUCAGGUCGCUCCAGUGGCAAUCAGUGGCCUGUGUGCUGCCAUCACCACCGGCCAUGCCCUUGCCCACUAUCCCCCAAGUUCCAUCAUGCUAUUUGCAAUGACGGCUUUCACUGUUGGAUGCAUCUUGAUUUGCACAGCCCCAGUUCACCAAAGCUACUGGGCUCAGACCUUUGUGUCUAUUAUCGUGAUGCCCUGGGGCAUGGACAUGUCAUUCCCAGCGGCAACGAUUAUGUUGAGCAAUUGUAUGCCCCAUGAGCAUCAAGGGCUUGCUGCUUCCCUGGUUAAUACAAUGGUCAAUUACUCUAUUUCCCUCGGGCUAGGCUUUGCGGGAACAAUCGAAUCGCGAGUGAAUGAUGGUGGGCAGGAUGUGUUGAGCGGCUAUCGUGGUGCUUGGUACAUGGGCGUUGGGCUGAGCGGAUUGGGAGUUUGCGUCGCAGCAGCCUACGCUCUGCACACCCUGCACCAGCACAAGGGACGCAACUUUAAAGUUUAA
Messenger RNA from Lachancea dasiensis, 1737 nucleotides. The record is from the annotation of a GenBank genome assembly. NCBI's taxonomy places the organism in Eukaryota, Fungi, Ascomycota, Saccharomycetes, Saccharomycetales, Saccharomycetaceae.